This is a messenger RNA of Scutellospora calospora, 360 nucleotides long. The record is from the annotation of a GenBank genome assembly. NCBI's taxonomy places the organism in Eukaryota, Fungi, Glomeromycota, Glomeromycetes, Diversisporales, Gigasporaceae.
UAAAUGUUUUCAAAAAUCCAAUAAUUCAUGGGGUUUUACCAAACAUAAAUUCAACUAUUAAUCUUGGAACAGUUGAUCCAAUAUUAAUUUCAUAUAAUGUUCCAAUUAUUCAAUCUUCCAAAAAUAUUUAUAUCUAUCAACAAAAUAAUUCAGACUUUAUUUUACGACAGACAUUUUCUGGUCAAUCUCAAUAUUGUUCACUUUUUAAUCAAACAGCAAUAAAAUGUGAUGUACUGUCAAGUACUUUUAAUCAACCAAAUUCAAUAUAUUAUAUUAAAGUUGAUGAUAAUUUUGUGAGAAAUAAUGAUACUUCGGAGCACUUAGGUGGAAUUGGUAAUAUGAUUUGGAAGAUUUUAACAG